AUGCAAGAUAUAAGAAGGAGCUUGAGGACACUCCAGAACGAGUUUUCAAAACAUGCUCCUAUUUAUCAUCCUCUUAUUCAUAAUCUUAGUCUUAGAUUAAUUGUUUCCCACGGGAACCUACUCACAGUCUUUAUUAUGUGCUCACCCUCCUUCAUUGUGAAUGUACUCCUUAUUACGGCUACGGUUCUAUCGCAAGUCACAAUUGCGUCCCCUCGGGACACUCCCUCAAUUUUAUCUCUCGACAAAACCAAACCUCUCGCCACCUUCGACUAUUCUACUGCAGACCCUGCCGAGGAGAACUAUAUUUUCCUCGAUGACCGCUUUGCCAAAAACAAAUGUCCGACAUUUGUCUCUGUCUUUGCUCCUAAAGCUAGCGGAAGCGUCAAGCUCGAUGUUUCGACGUGCGAACCGGGCAACUAUGUGGCAGUUUUCCAGAAUAAGUGGUUGCAGACGCUGGCGGCAGUCGACGUGAUUAUCCCGCAGCCUCCUAAUAGAUUAUCUCUCGAUAAAACCAAACCUCUUGCUACCUUUGACUAUUCCACUCUAAGCCCUAACGAUCAAAACAUUAUUGGUAUCUUUAGCGCAGACGGCCCUGGUCCUAACGCGGGCGAUCCUUUGGCAUCAAGCAGGACUCCCCAAGCCAGCGGAAGCGUUACAGUCGAUGUUUCGACGUUAAGACCGGGCAACUAUAAGGCAUAUCUUAUUACCAAUGAGAAAAAGCCGCUAGCGGGACCGGUCGACGUGAUUAUCCCGCAGCCUCCUAAUAGAUUGUCUCUCGACAAAACUAAACCUCUUGCUACCUUUGACUAUUCCACUCUAAGCCCUAACGAUCAAAAUAUUAUUGGUAUCUUUAGCGCAGACGGCCCUGGUCCUAACGCGGGCGAUCCUUUGGCAUCAAGCAGGGCUCCCCAAGCCAGCGGAAGCGUUACAGUCGAUGUUUCGACGUUAAGACCGGGCAACUAUAAGGCAUAUCUCAUUACUAAUGAGAAGAAGCCGCUAGUGGGACCGGUCGACGUGAUUAUCCCGCAGCCUAAUAGAUUGUCUCUCGACAAAACCAAACCUCUCGCCACCUUCGACUAUUCCACUCCAAGCCCUUACGAUCAAAACAUUAUUGGUAUCUUUAUGGUAGGCGGCCCUGGUCCUAUCGCGGGCGUCGUUCCUUUAGCAUCAAGCAAGGCUCCCCAAGCCAGCGGAAGCGUCAAGGUCGAUGUUUCGACGUUAAGACCGGGCCAAUAUAAGGCAUAUUUCCUAAAUAUAGCGUAUGAGCGGCUGGCAGAACCGGUCGACGUGUUUAUCCCCGGUACAUUUUCUCUCGACCAAACCAAACCUCUCGCCACCUUCGACUAUUCCACUCCCUACCCUAACGAUAAUAACACUAUUUUUAUUAUACAAGACAUUAUACAAGACGACUCUGCCGGAAUCAGACCUUGUUCAACAGGGGCCUAUGCUCCCAAAGCCAUCGGAAGCGUCACGGUCGAUGUUUCGAUAUGCGAACCGGGCAACUAUCAGGCAUAUUUCAUGAAUAAGGCGUAUGAGCGGCUGGGGAAAGAUAUCGGCAUGAUCAUCCCGCCCAGUACAUUGUCUCUCGACAAUACCAAACCUCUUGCCACCUUCGACUAUUCCAUUACAGGCGCUAAAAAUCGGAGAUUUCUUGGCAUCUAUAGCGCAAAGGGCCAUCGCCCUGACGACGGAGGCAUUUGUGUGGCAUCCCGCUUGACUGAAAUGCCCCGUGGAAGCAUUACGGUCGAUGUUUCGAUGUUAGAGCCGGGCGAUUACGAGGCAUAUCUCGUCAUGAUCAAUGAGAAUGGCUCGUAUAAGACCCUGGCGGGACCGGUCGAUGUGACAAAAACCUCACCAAGCACUAUCAGGACAAUCCCACAGUCGGUUGGUACAUUAUCUUUCGACGAUACCAAACCUUUCGCUACCUUCGACUAUUCCACUAUAAACCCUGACGGACAGAACUGGAUUGGCAUCUACCCAGCAGCCCGCUCUGGUACUCUCUUAACCACAUCAUUUUUAUCAAGGGCUAAUGCUCCCGAAGCCAGCGGAAGCCAAAGGGUCAAGGUCGAUGUUUUGCUGGGACAUGGCAAAUACAAGGCAUAUUUCCUAAACAAGCUGUAUGAGCCGCUAGCAGAACCGGUCGACGUGUUUAUCCCCGGUAUAUUAUCUCUCGAUAAAACUAAACCUCUUGCUACCUUUGACUAUGCCACUGCAAACCCUGACAGUCAGAACUGGAUUGGCAUCUGGCGCGUGUCUAACCCUGGCGUUCAGUUCGCAGGAGCUCCUUUGAUCUGGACGAAUGCUACCCAAGACAGCGGAAGCGUCAUGCUCGACGUUUCGAACUUAGCAUAUGACCACUACGAGGCAUAUUUCCUGAACAGAGACAGGAAGCGUCUAGCAGGCCCGGUCGAUGUGCAUGUGCCGACAGACUCUGAACGGUCAAACGACGCGAUUCAGCGAAAGAUUACCCAGUUAGAAAAUGGCUUCACUAUUAGCGACACGGAUCGGCCAUACACAGAGACAGACAAGUAUUGGGAGGACAGAUGCCCUGACGCGGCCGCUCAUUUUACCUAUAGAAUCGGAAAGUACCAAAAAAAGGUUAUUAAUCCCAGUACGAUAAUUGCCAAAAGGAUCGAAAUUAAGCGCACAGUGGACGCACGGGAUCUCACCUUGGCUGGCGAUACCCGCGAAAUUAUUACUUCAAUUUCGACGGCAGUGACGGAUGCCAGGACUCAGGGCUGGACCAUUGGCGCUAAGCUUAGUGGGACUCUGAAGCCUGGCGACGCGGGAAGCCUUGCCUUCGAGGUCUCGGCGUCAUAUAAGGACGAAUCCACCCAUACCACAACAAGGACAACAACGGUUCAGAGAAAGGGUGUUUGCCAACCUCUCCAAGAAUGCACGCAUGAGACCUGGACCUUCCGUAUCUAUAUUAAGGCAAAGUGCACUAUCCAUCCGAUGAUAGCAAGUCUCGGUUGGAUGAGCAAUAGCGGUUGGCAUCAAGAUGACCCUGUAGACCAAUGUGUCAGUCACUACCUUGACUGCCAGCAGUUGGUUGAUAUCGUAAACACAUUUUGUUAUUCGCGCGGGGGUCAUUGGUAUUACAUGUUCGAUUACAAUUAUGGGGAGGAGUGCGAGGUCUCUGCCCCAAUCUUUGAGAGUGACGGAGUAACCCCGUAUAGCGCUCGAGUUUUCGUCUCUCGUCCCCCUGGGACUAGUGAUACGCUGACUAAGAGGGUUGAGCUCGACUUAGAGUACGAGACUGGACUUAAUCCAGAGUGGGUGUACCAGCUAAUGGACUAG
Pochonia chlamydosporia 170 is the source of this 3300-nucleotide messenger RNA. RefSeq lists its product as hypothetical. NCBI's taxonomy places the organism in Eukaryota, Fungi, Ascomycota, Sordariomycetes, Hypocreales, Clavicipitaceae. The transcript has a single exon. The record is from RefSeq and is a predicted model, not a curated record. The coding region runs from base 1 to 3300 and encodes 1099 amino acids.